This is a messenger RNA of Camponotus floridanus (Florida carpenter ant), 1472 nucleotides long. RefSeq lists its product as uncharacterized. NCBI's taxonomy places the organism in Eukaryota, Metazoa, Arthropoda, Insecta, Hymenoptera, Formicidae. Bases 57 to 1472 code for a protein of 471 amino acids. The record is from RefSeq and is a predicted model, not a curated record. The transcript has a single exon.
CAGAUUUAGCAUUCGGAAUUUUGCACAAGAUCCUUACAAGAUAACGAAUCGUCACAAUGUUACAAUCUAAAGAAUUAAAACGAUCUUUCGACGAGAAUUUAUUGAAUGACUACGCAAAGAACGACGUCGCUCUGAAGGAAGAGAUUCAGAAGAACAGCGACUUUAUGAACAACUUUAAAUCUACUAAUGAUGAUUGCGACAAAUCGGUUCUUGUUUCAGUGAACUUUCUUACCGAUCAGCACAAGAAAUUCAUAACAAUGUGCAAACAGGAACUCAGUGACGAUUUGCCAAUGGAUUUCAAUCAAUGGACGCUCAAAGAGCAAUAUGACCAUCUCAUAAGCAAUACUAGCAAAUAUUUCCCGAACAUACCCAAAUCCCUGAGAUCUAUCUUGCCGGCGACCUUCGAAGAUGGAGAUUGCGGUCGAUCGGCGAACGAGAGACCGGAUUGGUUGGAUAUGAACAAAUUUUACCGCGGACAACAAUUCGCUUUGCGUUAUUUCUGCGCAAUUUCCCUAAGCAAUUUGAUAAGUAUACCACUGUCGUUUAGUUUUGCCGAUGGAUUGAAACCGUUGAUCCUUAGUCAAAAAUCCAACAUACCAUAUAACGCUUUCAAGCGCUACUUGUCAUCAAUCAGACGUUUCAGGAAUUGGUACACGAGUGAUCCUUGGUGUGAAGGAACGCAAGCCUAUCACGACAUUCAGGUGGUACGAAAGUUGCAUCGCGCCAUGCGACAGAAGUUAUGUAGCAUGAGCGACGAUGAGAUCGAUCUGGCUAGCAAAAUGUCAUAUAUGAAAUGCCCGAUGUUUCAAACAAUCGCGAAGGAUUUCGCGGAUGCAUGUCCGUUGGCGAAGAGCCGACAAUGCCCGUUUACGAUGUCAAGGAUAAAGGGAUUGAAUCAGGGCGACAUGUUUGGCACGCAAUUUGCCUGCAUGGGUUUGAUAGUACUCUAUCCAGAACAAUUCGGAAUAUAUGAUGCGAGCGACGAAGAUCUGGAAGCUUUCUGUCAUCUCUGGCGCGGCUUGGGUUACCUGUUGGGCAUGCAAGAUCAAUACAACUUCUGUCGCGGCAGUUUGCAAGAUAUACGUCAACGUAUCGAAGAUUGUAUUGAAUAUUGGGUGAAACCAAACUUGCGCACAGUAACGGCGGAAUGGGAACACAUGACCCUAUGCCUCUACGAGGGCAUCGCUGCAAUUUCUUCUUUGAGCAGUUACAAAGUCUUUCUGCUCUAUCUUUGCGACAUAUUCAAACUUAAAAUGCCUCGUCUGUACAGUUCUCUCAAUUUUUGGGACAGAAUAGUGUACAAACUGUUAAAGUUUCAAUUCCUCUAUUUGACAAAAUUGCCGGGUGUUUUUCCUGUCAUGAACGCGAUGUUUCAUAAGGAUCUAAAUCGAGCGGCAAACUUCGGAUUUAAGGAACAUGCCAAACUUAAAUUAAAUUAUUCAAAAUCAUCCCGGAAUGUCAUGCAUAUUUAA